Messenger RNA from Anguilla rostrata (American eel), 6362 nucleotides. Its product is annotated as vasopressin V2 receptor-like. Gene Ontology annotation, cellular component: plasma membrane. Gene Ontology annotation, molecular function: vasopressin receptor activity; peptide binding. Bases 733 to 2559 code for a protein of 608 amino acids. The record is from RefSeq and is a predicted model, not a curated record. Lineage: Eukaryota; Metazoa; Chordata; Actinopteri; Anguilliformes; Anguillidae. Gene Ontology annotation, biological process: G protein-coupled receptor signaling pathway; cellular response to hormone stimulus; regulation of systemic arterial blood pressure by vasopressin. The transcript is spliced from 7 exons.
UAUCCCCAUCUUUCCUUUUCCCACUACUUCCUUGUUCCCCCCCCCCAGAAGCUUCUGACUCCUCCCUCCAAUCCCUCCAAAGGACGUGCAGAAGAUGACUGGGUUAGAGGGAGGGGAGGGGGAGGAGAGACGAGAAUUAGAAAACAGUGCAGAGAGAGAGUUGAUAUUUCAGGCAAUCAGCCCUUUAAAGAGCAGGGAGAUGGUGAGGACGAGGGUCACACAGAGAGAGGGACUGAUGGAUCCCACAGCUAUUACUUUGCAUCGCCUAAAUCAAUUCUGUUAUCGCCUAUAAACACAAACAAGGGAAAACACAUCACUCUCACACACAUUGAGAGGAAAAAACUGACAUUCAAACACAGAUAUAUAUACGGAUAGACACAAGGUCAUAUUACAAAGAUUAACAUACAGUUCACACAUACAUACAUACAUACACACACACACACAUACAUACAUACAUACAUACAUACAUACAAACAUACAUACAUACAUAUAUAUAUAUAUACGCUAUACGUAUAUAUAUAAAUACAUACAUACAUGGUUUGACCAGACUUCCUGCACACUGUGCUGCACAGUUGCUUCAGUGGCUUGGACAAUACUUUGAUACUGAAGUAAAACUGAAGUUCUGGACUAUGUGAGAGCCCUAGACUACUUUGUGUGACAACUCUGUGAAGCUCAUCUCUGGAGCCACACAGCAGCUGGACUUCGGGAAGAAGGACAGAGAAGGGGGACUACAUGUACACAUACAACUACACCAGCCUCAGCAGCACACCUGGAAGCACUGGCCCCUUUCUCCUCCCCGAAAACUCCUCUGCGCCCACGGGCCCCCCCCUGAACCCCUCCGCCGAGCCCAGGACUCGGGACCCCGCCCUGGCCCAUGCGGAAAUCGGGGUCCUGGGGCUGAUCCUGGCGCUGACCACCCUGGGGAACGGGUUCGUGCUCUGGAUCCUGCUGCGGAGGAGGAGGAACCUGGCGCCCAUGCACCUCUUCAUGGUCAACCUCUGCGUGGCCGACCUGGUGGUAGCCUUCUUCCAGGUGCUGCCCCAGCUGGUGUGGGACAUAACGGAGCAUUUCCAGGGCCCAGACGCGCUGUGCCGCGCGGUGAAGUACCUCCAGAUCGUGGGCAUGUUCGCCUCGUCCUACAUGAUCGUGGCCAUGACCGUCGACCGCCACUACGCCAUCUGCUUCCCCCUGCAGGCCUACCGGGGGGGGGCCGCCUCGCGCUGGAACACCCCCCUCGUGGUGGCCUGGGGGCUGGCCUUGCUGCUCAGCCUGCCCCAGGCUUUCAUCUUCUCCAGGUCAGAGGUCUCCCCAGGGGUGUUUGAAUGUUGGGGUCACUUUGUGGAACCGUGGGGUCUCAAGGCAUAUGUCACCUGGAUGACUGUGGCCGUGUUCGUAUUGCCAGCUCUUAUCAUCGCCGUCUGUCAGGUACAGAUAUUCAGAGAAAUUCACAACAACAUCUACCUGAGGGCAGAGAGGAUGGUAACUGUGGAAUACAAGAGGACUUCUGUCCUCUUCCAUUUCCAGGACCCCCAGCAGGACGUGCAGAGUGGGAGGGGGGCAGGAGCAGGAGGCAGAGGUAGAGAGGAGCAGGGGGGUCGUUCCUUGCCCCUGGAUGAUUACACCCCUUCUCUCAUUCCUUCCCAUUCACCUGCCCCUCCCACAGAACAGAACAUUCAUGACACCCGCAUGGAUGACCCCCAGUCUGACCUCCCUGCAGGGAUAGAUUACCCUCCUGUGGCCCUCGAUACCAGUUCUGCAGCCCUCACUGCCGGUUCCAUUUUUUCCAGCGAGGCUGAACCCAUUUCUCUGCCCCCAGACUGCCCCAAGGCAUUUGAUCCCUCACCCGUUCCUCCUGCAGGCCCUGGCUGCCCCAAGGGCCUUGAACCCUCACCACUUCCUCCUCCGGCCCCCAACCACCCCAAGGGUCUUGAGCCCUCACCCCUUCCUCCUGCAAGCCCUGUCUGCCCCAUGGGCCUCGAACCCUCAACCCUUCCUCCUCCGGACCUCGACUACCCCAAGGGCCUCGAACCCUCACCCCUUCCUCCUUCGGCCGCCGACGGGAACCUUUCUCGGCCCUCCGCCUUCAGCUCCGCCUCCUACAGCAGCGCUCUGAACGCCUACGACUACGCGCACCAUGGUUACCUCGACUCCGCCCCCCAGCGCGGUCCCCCCUCGGAGCCCCGCCCAUCGGCCAGGCCGCACCCACUGCCCCCGCCCAGCAUCUCCAAGGCCAUGUCCAAGACGGUUCGGAUGACGCUGGUGAUUGUGCUGGUGUACACCCUGUGCUGGUCCCCCUUUUUUAUCGUUCAGCUGUGGGCCGCGUGGGACCCCAACCCGCCAGAACAAGGAGUGGCCUUCACAAUCCUCAUGCUCCUGGCCAGCCUGAACUCCUGCACCAACCCCUGGAUCUACACGGCGUUCUCCAGCAGCACCUCCCGGGAGCUCCGGGCCCUGCUGUGCUGCGCGUCCCGAGCUCCCCGCCGAGGCUCCCUCCCCAACGACUCCACCACCACCACCACCACCACCCACACCUCCACCAGCACCAAGGACGGCAUGUAACCAGGGCCUGGGAGCGCACGGCAGGCCCGAGGCAGAGCAUCAGCCCCGGGAGCGGAGGGCGCAGGAGAGAGGGAUGGCAAGAAUCCAUACUACAGGGACUGAGAGAAAGACAGAGAGAAAGAGAGGGAGAGAAACUAACAAUGCCUUUUAAAAAAAAAAAAAAAAAAGUUAAACUUUAAAGUUGAACAGUUAAAUGUUCUAAUUCUGCAACGUACUAACAUCUAAAGCCUUUGCUUUUGGGGCAGAGAUGUUAGAUUGUGAUAAGGGUAAGGAGGAGCAGACUGCUCAGAUGGAAGCUGUCAAGGCUACCCAUAGUAGUGAGAACACAUAAAAUCUUUUUAAAGAAAAGUUUUAGAGAGGGUGGCUUGGGGCAGCAGGGGCGAGGAAUGAGGGAACAAGACAGGAUGUGUAGAAGUAAUAGUCUGAAAUGUCUUUCUUGCAGAAGUAUAAAAAAUACUUUUUGUAACUGUUAUGGAUAGUGCGGUAGUUUAGUAUAAUGGCUAAGGAGUUGGCAAUGUAACCUAAAGGUUGGAGGUUUGAUUCCCCGGUAGGACACUGCCAUUGUAUCGAUGAUCAAGGUACUUAACUGCAUUGUUCCAGUAUAUAUCCAGCUGUAUAACUGGAUAUAAUGUAAGUUGCUCUGGAUAAGAGUGUCUGCUAAAUGAAUGUAAUGAUAAUGGGGAUGAGUAUAAUAUAAAGGGGUACAAACUUAUUAGGAAGGAUAUCUCCAAUAAGAGAGGUGGUGAUGUAGCUCUCUAUGUAAAAGAAAACCUGCACACUCCUUAAUGUGCAGGAAAUGACAGAAAUUGACCAACUGCUGCCUAGUGAGAAUAUUUGGACUAAGCUCAUAGGGGACUGUGAGAAGGGUCUUAAUAUAGGAGUAUGUUCCUGGUCACCACCUUCAGACAGUAGACAUACAAUGCUCUUUGGAAAUAUAAAUCCAGCUUGUCAGAAAGUUGAGGCUGUUAUCAGGGGUGACUUCAAUCACCCUGUUACUAAUUGUGAAUUGAUGACACGAAAAGGAAAUAUUUGUUAUAAUGAGCAUUUUUUGGCACAGCGUGUCAGUCAGACUACAAGAGUUAAGAUGCUUAAUCUCUUCAAGCUUAGUAAAAAGAUACAUUUUAAAUUCAUUAAAGGUAUGAACAAAUUCUUCAGGUUGAGUUCUGUUGGUACAACGAGGGGGGAUAAAUGGAAAUUAGCAAAUGUAAAUUCCGUACAGACAAUAGGAAGUAUGUUUUCACACAGUAGUCACUGCGUGGAACAGCUUGCCAGGUCAUGCAGUAGAGGUAUAAACUCUGGGGGUUUUCAAGACCAGGCUUGAUCUGGUUCAAGGUACGAUCUAGUUUGUUGACAAACCAAGCACACGACACACUUUAGCGGUAGGAAAAUGGCAAGCAUUGUUGGGCUGAAUGGCCUAUUCUUGUCAUUAUGUUAUGUUAUUUCAUAUGAUGCAGUAUACACAGUAUACACAUGCAGUGUCAAACUGUGGACAUUACAUGAACAAUUUUUAAAUUAUUAAUUCGUAACCCGAACCCGAACUAACAUGGAGUUUAACACUGCUGGAACUGUUAUGAAGGGCCAAGGCUGACAAAGGAGAAGCACACACUCCCAUUCAGAUAUCAAGGAUCCUUCCUUGAUAAAAGAACUGGAAGGAAAGCAAGCAAGUAAACACAAACAGAAACUGGGUAUUACAUCAAUAACACAACUCUCACAGUGCUACAUACCAUAUGGAUAUUUAAUAUGGAAAUACAAUGGAAACCAAGAAGUGAGCUGUACAAUCAGAACUGAGCUGUGCAAACUGGCAGAAAUACAACCAGGCACAUUGGAAAAGCACAAUAUAUACUGUAAGAAUUCCUGCAACAACAAAAAAAAAACUGUGAUUUGCAUAAAUAGCUGUAAGAGAAUAAAUGACAGUGAAAUUAUGCUUUGUUAUAUAUAAAGAAGCAACUGCAACUCAGUGGGACUUAAAGGAGACUCUAUGAAACAGAUCAUAGAGGAUAACUGCAGGAAUCACAGAGGGACGAGUUUGAGUUUAUAUUCUGAGAAUGAGAAAACAGGACCUCCUAGGAAUGCAGUAGCAUCAUGGAAUAUUUUUAAUAGCAUUGCAGUACACCUGAUAUUACAUGCGCUCCAGUGGCAAUUGCGCAACUCAUCAGACACACACACACACACACACACACACACACACACACAAAAAACACAGGAUUCAAGAAUGAACUACAUACGAAAACAGAAGAAACUGAUUUCUGUGUUGUAACACAUUGGAAAUACUGUAUCAUAAACAACUGACAAAUAACAGUAAACACAGAAAAAAUACAAAUGUUAAUUUUGCUAACAAAAGAUAAAUAAACUUGUUAAUCUCAUAUUUAAUAAUGUGAAGAUGGGUGCUUCAAAGUAGUUCAACUGGAACCCGAGCUGUAGAACUGAAGAGAGACAGAUUUGUAGCACUGUACAGAUAACAAUGUAGGUUACAGAUGACAACCAAUAGACUUAUGGUUUUAAUUCUACCUCUGGCACAUGAGCAAUGACAAAGAUGUUUUAUAAGAAAUGGCAUGCUUUGCAAGCCACUCUUGCUACAUUGCCAAGUAAGUCAACAUUCUGGGCAAUGUAGUUCUGGUGCCAUUAAGGGACUGGUAUCCCAGUCUGAAACAUGUAGUUUUGAAUCCUUGCUGGGGCACUGUUAUUAUACAAUAGAGCAAACCAUUUAAAUAGCUUCAUAAAUAUCUAUCUAUAUGUACAGGAUAAAAUGAAAGCUAUGUCAUUUUGCAGGUAAAGUGAUCUGCUAAAGAAAUACAAAAUGUAAGAAUUAAAUAAGUAAAAUUUGACUUCUCAGGCUCGUAGUACAGCAAGUUUAAGAGAUUGAUAAGUCUUAUUCUCCUUAUUAUUGUAUGUAUUACGUUAUGUUUUGAAACUCUGAAGUGAGAUCAGUCCUUCCAAAUUCAGAGCAUCUUCUUUACUAGGUCAGUUAUUUAUUCAGUCAUUGAGUUUUUUAGUCAGUGAUAUUUUAUAGGUCAGUCAUUGAGUUUUUUGGUAAAAUAAACAGCAAAGAUGAAUAACGUUACUGCAGCUUCUCUGGGCUCGGGUCUAUGUACUACAUAUCUGUCGGUAGAUAGCUUAUUCAGUUAAUCUUCCUCAGUGUGGUCAAGCUUUAUCCCGGUUCUGCAUUUUCCAUGAAUGGAAAUUAUAUCCAAGUUUUUUUUUUUUUUGUUUGUUUUGUCAGGACUACUUCUGAAACUGUUUAACAGCAUCCAGAAGAGCAUGUACUGUGCUUUUUACAUCAGAUGUGCGUGCUAGAUAUUCAGCCAACUCCUCAACAUGAAAAAAAAAAGGGAAAACAUGGAAAAUUUUAGGUCUAUGAUUUGCUCUUUCCACCACUUCAUUUUCUUAAUGCAAAUUUGUCCAAUUUGUCAUACAGCUGAUUGGUAUGUGCACUGAGGCUGUGACUGGCGCCGACAGUUGGGCCAGCUCUCAUUAAAAUGCACAAACACCGUAAGUUCAGCAUCCUUCGAAAUGUCUGUUGAUUAGUCCAGCUGCGUUGCAAAUGCUUCUGCUAAUUUUUAGCUUUUAAAUUACUUGAGCAUUUACAUUUGAUGGCAUUCAACCCCAUGAUCCCAAGCACUUAAAAAGGCCAUUUCCACCUGGUGUGUACUACUCUUAAAUAAAGCAUUAUACUUUUUAUAUGAUUAUUCAUGGUAUUUUUAUUCAUCAUCAUCAUCAUCAUCAUCAUCAUCAUCAUCAUUAUUAUUAUUAUUAUUCAUGGAAAUUAUUCAUGGCAUACACAUUGUAGUAUUUGUUGGAAUGAA